Molecule: messenger RNA, 2745 nt
Organism: Halteromyces radiatus
Lineage: Eukaryota; Fungi; Mucoromycota; Mucoromycetes; Mucorales; Cunninghamellaceae
Exons: 8
Coding region: 103-2634 (843 amino acids)
Biological process (GO): ribosomal small subunit export from nucleus; ribosomal large subunit export from nucleus; mRNA export from nucleus
Cellular component (GO): nuclear pore
Molecular function (GO): structural constituent of nuclear pore
Source: RefSeq, a predicted model, not a curated record
GCUCUCUUUUUCUUUUUUUAACUUCCAUUUUUGCAUUGAGCGUUCACUGGAAAUAGUUUUAUAUUAUAUCCAAACUCAUAUAUACAGGACCAAUACAACAUCAUGGCAGAUACAUCCAAUCUCAAAGAUAAUUGGUUAGAUCAACUCAGCAACCAUGGAAUCUUUCAACUUUCUGUAGCAGAAGGUAAACGACUUCGCGACCUUAGAAACGCAGCACAACAACGUCCUGGAAACAACUUUACAAUUGGUUUUGGAAGCACUCAACAGCGGUGUACUCGUCUUUUGGCUUUACGUGGUAAUGAUUUAUUUCUUGCUGUUGGAUCUUGCAUUCGAGUACUCAACUUGACAGAAUUCAAGAACGCGUGGAUCGAUACUACUGAACAACUUAUUGAAUCUGAUCUGAAUGAUAUACAAGUAUCACAUUUAUUGAAUAUGCCUCACAAGACUCUUGAAACACCUGGUAUUGAUUUCGAUAUUGACACCAUUUUACCAAACUCCAAUGGAGCUCUUCUUGCUGUGGCUGGCGAACAUCAACUUGCUGUAGUGUGCUUACCUCGUAAAGGAUUCUCAAGUCAAUCUGAUCCUUCAAUGGCUGUUAUUUCCAACCAAACUGUCUUUUGCAAAACUUUAAUCAUUGGUCAAAACUUGUAUACACCUUCAACACGUCUAUUAAAAAUUGAUUGGCAUCCACUUAGUGAAACACGAACUCAUUUAAUGGUCUUAUCCGGUGACAGCAUGCUUCGAAUGUUUGAUGUUAGUACAAAUAUCGAUGAUCCUGAACAACAAUUUGAUUUGACAUCAUCACAACGAAAAUCGUCAUCAAAAAUUCAACAAACUAGUAUUACAGUGGAUGAUGAAAUGGAACAAGAUGAAGAAGUAUCGACCUUUGCAUUGGGUGGAAUCAGUCACGAUUCUAGUGGAUGGGAACCUUUUACAGUUUACUAUACUUUGGAGAAUGGUCAUAUGUAUGCACUUUGUCCAGUGUUACCAUCAAAAAGUAUGGUUCGACGACAACAUUUAGAAUCACUUGCCUGUAUGGCCAUCACCAAUUGCAAUAAAAUUCUCUCUGAAAGUAAAGAAAAUGACAAUGAUCCAGUAAACCCAGUAUACUAUUACUUCCGACUACAAUUUGAAUGGAUUUGCGACUUGAUCAAAACGGCUCAACAAGAGAAAAGCACCUCACUCGCCAUGAUGGACAGAGGUCAACUUUUUGUUAAAAGUGAUCCAACCUCUACACCUCUUCAAGUACAACCUCAAGGACCUUUUAUCAUCAAACAGAAUCAAUGGCAAGAUAAAACAUCCCCGACCAAAGUUAGCGAUAUGCUUUUUGUACAAUCAAAUGGUUUGAAUGUGAUUGCUCUCGGAUUUACAAAUGGAAUUGUACGAAAUUAUCUCUUGGCAGGUGGUAUCAGUGGACAGUGGAUUUUACCUUCUGGAAAAAGUGUCCAACAAUCUUGGUACAAGGAGUUGUCAAUGAUUCAAUCCUCCGUAGCCUUUUUACCUCGUGCCACUCUUCACGAAACGAUUCAAUUCAAAACGCCACAACUCAACAAUGCUCCUAUAUGGCUUGUCAAUGACUCAAUUUAUAAUGAUACGUAUUAUGCUUACCAUGCUGCUGGUGUACAUGCUAUCUCAACAAAGGAAUGGAUGGAUCAAUUAUUGGAACUGAAGAAAAAGGUGCAAUCACAGGAUGGGGAUGAAGUUUUAACCUCUUAUAUUCAAAAAGAAAAUACUUCACAAGUUCGAUGUCUAGUUAACACAGCUCCCUUUGAAACAGGAACAGUGGAUCCUAUCAUCGGUAUGGUGGUUCUUAGUGAUACCUUUUUAUCUUAUUCCUUACUCUCAUUGGAUGCAAAUUGUCGUAUGAUUGGUGUUGAUAUGAAUCUUCGCAAUGUGAUGAACCGGUCAUCGGAACUCAACAAGGUCAUGAAAAGCACUGUUGACGAUUCUCUUACAUCCUAUCAACCAUUACUGUCAUUUUCUGAAUUUGAACCUCCCAAGACUUUACAAAACUUGAUCAAUUCAUCCAAUGCGAAGGUAGUCAUUCCUCCCGAAUUAGGUGGCAACAAAGAAGUGGUGAUUACAAAAGAAACAUUGAACUUUUUAGUGUCUACUGCUACCAAAAUCAGACAAGAUAUCCGUGAUGUGACAAAAUGUGUUUCUCAAAUGAAUACCAGACUCGCAACACAAAAACAAGAAUAUGAACGACAAAUUGAAACUUUAUCCGAUCUUUAUGAACGAGCAUCCCUAUACAAAUCAGAUUCUACAGCCAUGAACAAGAUCAAAUCAGCACAAAAGAAACAUACUGAAAUCUCUUUACGUAUUGAUCGGAUGCUAUGUGAUAUUUCCAAUGCAAAACAAUUAGGAUUAUCAUAUAAGGAAAAGGAAUGGAUUGACAAGGUGGAUAGUAUGGACAAAGAAGUCAAGGGAUAUUUACAAAGGAUGGAGAAACUGAGAUCACAAAUCAAUUCUUAUCAAAAAUCAACAAAAGAAGAGAAGAAACCUAUUAAAAGUCGACUCUCAACCUCACAAGCCGCGAUUGUUAUGGAUACAUUGGAUAUACAGGAACAAGUCAUUGAUGAUCUCAAAACAAGGGUGGAUAAACUCAAAUUGGAAGAGAAAGAUGAUGCAUAGGUGUACAAUGGACUAGAUUAGUUUUUUUUUUAUUAUUAUUAUUAUUAUUAUUCGUUUUAUAUUACAACCUUUUAAAUGUCAAAAUAAUAAACUUUUUGAACUCUAUUUUAC